UGUACUGCUGUACAAGAGAAGAUAUCUGUUCUGUUCUGUUCUGUGUGUGCCCCUGGCAAUUCCAUGCACAAAGAGGAGGAAUUAGGACCACUAAGGCUUCUGAGAAACAUGUGAAUAUCUGUGGAAAUCAAAUCAUAUGAAGACGCUUUCUUUGAAGCAGCCCACCUGUGGAAUCAUAGUGCACUUAGGUACUUGCUGUAGAAUCUGAGCAUCUCAGCCAUCUUCACACUGACUCCAUACUACAGAUGCCUGUCUUGAUGGGCUCUGAGGAGAAGCAGCCUGCUCUUCCAGACCUCAGGAGACUAUUCUCUGCAUGUGAUUUAAACAGAUCAGGGAUUAUUGAGUUUGAGGAUUUUGCUAAAGUUUGCAAGGAUCUUAACCUGCGCAGUUCACAAGUCAGAACAAUUUUUAACAAGCUUGAUGUAGACCAUGAUGGAUGUGUUAAUUUUAGUGAUUUUGUAGCCAGCUUUCAGGAGGUUUCCCAGACUUUGGAUUUGACAGCAUUGACUCCAGUGGGAAGCAAUGACGGGGUACAUAACCAACAACAGGAUGCUUGGGAAGAGUUUGAAGAACAUUUCAGGGACGAACUGCCAUACCUGAAAAACUGUGAACGUGUCUCAGAACUGUACCAGCAGAUCCAUGGAACAUCAGAUUUCAUCCUUCUUCAACAGUUUGAAGCACUGAUUGCUGAUCUGAUACGGGAGAGCAAAGCCCACAAUCACGAGAUACAGCAGCUGGAAGCCAAGAUGAAGCGAUCAGAGGACAUUGCUUCAGAGCACAUUAAAGAACUUGAGGAGGAUAUGCAGCAGCAGAUAGUCAAGAAUGAAGCUAGAAUCCGAGAGGAGGAGAGGUUGAGACAAGAAUCUCUAAUUGCUGAAUUACAACAGAGGCAUGAGGAAGAGAUGUUUGACAUUCAGACUACAAAUGAAAGAUUGAAAAAGCAAGAAGAAGCAAAGAGGGAUAUGGACUCCAGGCAAGAUGGCGUCAAACUUCGAGACCAGAUCGGUGAUCUUUCUCAUGAAAAUUUGCAUUUGAAGAAGACUCUUCUAGAAGCACAGACCAACAUCUCAGUUCUGCAGGCAGAACUCGACAAAAUAAAAAAUCAACUGGAUGAUGAAAAACGUCAACAUGCAAGGGAAAAGGAAGAGCUACUAAAGAUGGAUGAGGAGCGGCGAUCAUAUUCCAACCAAAUAGAGAAGCUUCAGGAAAUAAACAAGCAACUGUAUGACAGCAAUAAUGAAGUGAGAGCUAUGCUUUUCUCAACUGCAAAUGCUGGAAACAAAAGUACUUCCUCUUCUGGUCGCAGAGUUCUUCCUGUCAGACCACCGGAGAAUAACGUUAAUGGAUUGCCAUCCAAAAACUCUUUCAGCUUCUCUGAAGAGGAUGAUCUAGCAAGUUUGGAUUCAUACAGUACAAGUCAGAAAAAUCUUGCAGAGGUGGCCAAAUGGGCCCAGAAGUAUCUGGGUAAUAAAUGGACUAUAUCUCCUGAUGUAGUGGACGGCGAUGACCUGAGCAGUGAUUACGACAGUGACCAAAGUAAUGCAUCCGGAGAAACUGUUCAACACAGCUUGUACCUGCCAUCUGAUGUGGAGGUAUCUGAUGUAAAGUCUGAGUUCAAUGUAGAGGCAGACACAGCAUCUGGUGUUUGGAAACCAUCACGACCUGCAAGUCGGGGAAGUUCAGUAGCAUCUUCACGGAAACGGCUUCCCGUUUUCUCACCAAAGAAAGUAGAAGUAGAAAUGUCUCCUGAAGUCUCCCAAAACCACGGCCCACUGUACAGGUUGGUUCUGGCCGGAGAUGCAGGGUCGGGGAAGUCAAGCUUCUUACUACGUUUGUGCUCCAAUGAGUAUAGAUCAGAUAUUACUACCACAUUGGGAGUGGAUUUCCGAAUGAAGAAGCUCUUGGUAGAUGGGGACCAAACAACUCUACAAAUCUGGGACACAGCAGGACAGGAGAGGUUUCGAAGCAUUGCCAAAUCAUAUUUCCGCAAAGCUCAUGGUGUUCUACUGCUGUAUGAUGUAACCUCAGAAAGAAGCUUCUUGAAUGUCCGAGAGUGGGUUGAUGAAGUUAAGAAUUCAACUGAAAAGUCUAUCCCUAUCAUUUUGAUUGGCAACAAGGUGGAUAUGAGAGCUGAAAUGCCUGAGUCCAAUUGUGUGCAUACUGCCCAUGGAGAGAAGCUAGCCAUGGCAUACAACUCUCUGUUUUGUGAAACAAGUGCCAAAGAUGGAACCAAUGUGGUAGAGGCUGUGCUACACCUGGCCAGAGAGGUAAAAAAGACAGUUGACCUGGACAAUGAGAAGGAGGAGGCUGUGACAAAGCUCAUCAUUCCUGACAAACUAGACAGCUUGUCAAAAUGUUGCAAAAUGUAGAAUAAAAAGAUGGAUGUAAAGCAUCUAAGUGCCUUAUAUUUCUAGGACAUCAUUUUGACAGAAAUGCAGAAAACUCUUUUGCCUUAAAGAACAAACUCUAUAAUGCUGCAGAUGAAAUGUGGAAAAUAGACAACAUUAUUCUGAGUCAAUGAACAGAAAUUACUUUACUAUUCAUCAUCUAUAGUUGGACAUUCUGGCAAGUGACUCAUCAGGAUUCUGAAAUUAUUCUUGCCUUGUUCCAUGGCUACAACUGAAACUGGAGCAGUCUAAACAAGCAGUUCUCAAGGCAGACAUAAGACACAUCUGAAAUAUACAGUAUCCAGAACAUUUAACUGCAAUCAGGAACUGUCUGGAGUACAUUCUAGAACGGGUUUCUAGAUGUAACGUUUAUCUUUUUUUGCACAAACCUAACUGUUCUAGAAAUCUUUGCAAGCAGGGUGCUAGGAAAAACCCUGUGAGGAUUUUUUCAGUAUGUUUAUUUUGAUGAAGAUUGCAGCGUACAUUUUGUAAAAGUUUAAAAUAUGUUAUAUUGUAAAAGAAUGUGUUUUAAUAGCUGUUCCUUUUUUUUGUACAGUUUGUAAGAAAAAGUCUAGUUUGUAUAUAAUGUAGACAUUUGGCCCUUGUUCUGAAAGUAAUUGGCCAUUCUUGCUGGUCACAAAGUAUGAGCACUUUAAAAUGAAAUUCCAAAUAUUUUUGGGGGAUUGCUACAAUGUAUUAAUUUAAGGAACUUUUAAAAAUUAAUUUAAGAUUUUGAUAAGGGUAUUUGAAAGAGAAAUGAAGUAUUACUUUGAAUGUUUUUUUUUUUAUUACUGACUGGGGAAGAUUUGAUUCCGUAUGAAGUACCAUGUAAAAGUUGGGUUUGAAAAAUUAAAGUAUAUUUUAUGAGCACAA
Messenger RNA from Protopterus annectens (West African lungfish), 3260 nucleotides. RefSeq names its product ras and EF-hand domain-containing protein-like. Lineage: Eukaryota; Metazoa; Chordata; Ceratodontiformes; Protopteridae. Gene Ontology annotation, molecular function: calcium ion binding; GTPase activity; GTP binding. The transcript is spliced from 17 exons. Bases 246 to 2369 code for a protein of 707 amino acids. The record is from RefSeq and is a predicted model, not a curated record.